AUGUUUACCUCUACAUUUUACGCACCAGAACAAUGGAGUAUGGACAAUUCAACUAAUACUCCUUUUUAUUACGAUGCCCAUCGUUGUGGAAUGCCAAUCCAUUUUGAUAAUCAUGGAUAUGUCCGUAGAGAGAAGAGAUUUCGUCCUCCACAUCUGAGACAUCACCGUCGACGCUUCAACAGGACACGGGAACAUGUACAUAGAAAGAUGAUGGGUGGGUAUGACGUAGAUGAAGGCGAUAUGCCAUGGGCUGUAUCUAUACAUGCAAUUUAUGGGGGAAUUGAUUUUGCUUUCUGUUCUGGGACUCUUAUUUCGAGACGUCAUGUAAUAACGGCAGCUCAUUGCUUUUCUAAAUAUGUAAAUGUGCCGGACGAUGUUGAAGAAUGCACGUAG
This is a messenger RNA of Meloidogyne enterolobii, 393 nucleotides long. The record is from the annotation of a GenBank genome assembly. Lineage: Eukaryota; Metazoa; Nematoda; Chromadorea; Rhabditida; Meloidogynidae.